This is a messenger RNA of Candidozyma pseudohaemuli, 1830 nucleotides long. RefSeq lists its product as uncharacterized. The coding region runs from base 1 to 1830 and encodes 609 amino acids. Gene Ontology annotation, biological process: intracellular protein transport; vesicle-mediated transport. Gene Ontology annotation, cellular component: membrane coat. Gene Ontology annotation, molecular function: clathrin binding. The transcript is spliced from 2 exons. The record is from RefSeq and is a predicted model, not a curated record. Lineage: Eukaryota; Fungi; Ascomycota; Pichiomycetes; Serinales; Metschnikowiaceae.
AUGAGCGAUGCCAAACUCUUCGGUAAGUGCAAGUCCCAGGAGCUUCGGGCUGAGCUAGAGCAGGCCAAAAAGAAACUGAAGCCGCAAGCAAAAGUCAAACUUGUGCUCAAAAAGGCCAUUUCCAACAUCAUCCUCCAUAACAACGAACUAGCCCACUUGCUUGAGGAUGUCUCGGCACUUAUGACCAUCGACGACUUUGAGGUCCGCUCGUUGUGUUCCCAAUUCAUUGCUCACUAUGCUCCAUUGGAUCCCAACAGGGCUCAGACUGCUUUGAAGUUCUAUGAACGAUUUGGAGAUGACCAGAGUGCCAACAUCCGUGCAUUAGCUGUCAAGACAGUUGCCCUGGUGAAUGUUCCAGAAUGGAUCCAGCUCGGCUUACCAAUGUCAAAGCGUCUAUUGCUUGAUACGACGCCACAUGUUCGUACCUCGGCAGCAUUUGCGGUGGCCAGGUUAUACCAGCACGAUGAAGAGCGAACCACAAAAUACGGGCUUAUUGACGACUUGAACGAGCUCUUAUACGACGAGAAUCAGGUCGUUGUGGCCAAUGCUCUAGCAGCUUUGAGCUCAAUAACAGAGUCUAACAAAUCGCUUCAGUUGACGAUAGACAAGAACCACUCUGUCGCUUUGGUCGAUGGCAUCAGCUCAGCCAACGAAUGGCGAACAGUAUACCUCCUUGAUGCAUUAAUGUCUUUCGUGCCGCAGGAUUCCAAAGAUGCUUUGUCUCUUAUAGAGGUGGUACUUUCAUGCUUGGUUCACUCCAACUCUGCAGUGGUGCUCAAUGCGGUCAAGGUGAUCGUGUACCUCAGUAACUACGUCGAAGGUCCAGAGGUUGUGAUUCCAGGAUUGGCCAAGCGUAUUGGCUCAUCACUCGUCUCGUUGCUCUCGAAACCACCCGAGAUCCAAUUUUUGGUCCUCCGUAAUGUGAUUCUCCUCCUUCUCGGCAAACGUUACCUCCUCGACGUUGAGGUGGAACAAUUUUUUUGGAAAUAUGACGAUCCCAUCUAUGUCAGAGACACAAAGCUUGAGAUAAUCUAUCUUCUAGCGGACGAAUACAAUGUCGGAGUCGUAUUCCGUGAACUUGAGGAGUAUGCGACAGAAAUCGAUGCUAAUAUGUCAAGAAAGGCUAUUAGAGCGUUCGGCAAUCUUGCAAUCAAGCUUGAAGUCACAGCUCAACAAAGCGUGGACACACUCAUCGACUUGUUAUCAGAUAAUGUGCCUCACAUUGUCCAAGAAUGCAUAGUUGUUUUAAAGAACGUCCUUCGAAAAUAUCCUGGACGAUUCGACUAUGCUAUCGGUCCAGCUGUCCGCAACUAUGAGAUAAUCGAGGAAAGAGAUGCCAAGGCUUCGAUUUGUUGGAUCGUUGGUCAGUACUCAGAGCAAAUUCCUGACGCUCAAAAGAUUAUCACUUCAUUUGUUCUGUCCUUCAACGACAGCCCUUUGGAAGUACAAUAUGUUAUUUUGACAGCUGUGGUGAAGUACUACGUGAAGUUCCCGGUACAGGGAGAAGGGCCGCUUCUCAAAGUUUUGAAAAAGGCUACUGAGGUUUCCGACAAUCCAGAUGUUCGAGACCGUGGCUUCUUCUACUGGAGAAUGAUAACCAAUCCUGAAAAUGCGGGCACAGAUGGUGACUUCCAGAAAAAGACAAAAGAAAUCGUCAUUGACCCCGAGCCAUUAAUCAGCUCGGAGAAUGAAAACAUUGACCCAACAAUUCUUGAAGAAUUGGAGCUCAAUAUCGGUACACUUGUGUCCGUCUACCUCAAAUCUGUCGAGCAUGCCGUCAUCAAGGCCAUCUAUCCGCCAACACCAUCUGCAAUCAAGUGUUCCACGUGA